Dufourea novaeangliae is the source of this 2190-nucleotide messenger RNA. RefSeq lists its product as uncharacterized. The record is from RefSeq and is a predicted model, not a curated record. The coding region runs from base 1 to 2190 and encodes 729 amino acids. The transcript has 5 exons. Lineage: Eukaryota; Metazoa; Arthropoda; Insecta; Hymenoptera; Halictidae.
AUGCGUCGCAACGUUCUCACCCUUCGUUUUGAAGCACUUCCGAUGAUGAAUACGUCGAAUGCGAUAACAUUUGCACGGCUUGUGGUAUCUUUCAAUUACUGGGUACUUUUCAACGAGGAAGGUGUGACUGGCAUGUGUGACAAUUAUUCCAAAGACGAGGUACAGUUCCGCGGCGACAAGAGGGUGCUAGACAAUGAACAUGGCAUUCUCAAUUUCGAGUUCAACAGUAAGAUUUUUAAGAGUCGUUUGCGACCACGAAGAUGGAUAAUAGGCGUUCUGAUCUUCCUACUGACAUCCCUGGCUAUCAUAAACACCUACACCACGCAUCAAUUUCGGAUCGUACGGUUUGGAGCUGUUGUCAACGUCACUUCUCAAGAUAACUACGUAGAAUUCAAGGCUUUCUUCACGCCUGUAGCCAACUCCGGCUUCGUAGUACGCAACAAGGGCUGUCGAAUUCCAGCGAUGGAUCCAUACGAUCCAAAAAUCCAGCGUUUCAUUCACAAGGAGGAACCAAUUGCUUGCGAACAUGGAAAUCAUCUGCCGCUAGUCGAUUCGAACAACACAGCGGUGUUCAUAAAUCCAAAGGCGAUACAUCAUUUUUACAACAAAUCGGAGGAUGUCGACUGCUGUUGGCGACCUUUCUGGCGAAUGAAAGACGAGGAUAAUGUUGUUACAUAUGGCAACGAGUGUUUCGCCUUCGAGAAUUCAGUGACCAUCAAGACCGAGUUCGUAAGAAUCGAAUGUUCCCGCAACAAGGAGGUAAUAUACAAGGACUACCACGCAUUCUUGCCCCGUUUCCGUUCGAUUGAAGAGAAGUAUGAGAGAUCAAGAAUUAACGAUCCGAGGUCCGAACACCUCAGCUUGCUGAUAAUUGGCAUUGACUCCGUGUCAAGAAUAAAUUUCCAUCGAAUGAUGCCAAAAACUGUCGAGGCUCUCCAAAAGCUUGGCGCUGUAGAAAUGUUAGGCUACACAAAGGUAGCUGACAACACGUACCCAAACUUGGUGCCUGUCUUGAGCGGUUUGUCAGAGGAGGAGUUGCACGAUGUAUGCUGGCAAACCAAAGAUAAAUCAUUUGACGAGUGUCCAUUCAUUUGGAAAAACUUCAGCAAAGCCGGCUAUCGCACUGUUUUCGGCGAGGACGCCUGUGGUAUGACAACGUUCAACUAUCUAAAACCGGGUUUCCGGGUCCAACCAACCGAUUAUUAUUUGAGGCCAUUCUGCAUCGCUUCGGAAAAAGACAUUGGGAACACGCAUAAAUUAAACGCGAAUCUUUGCGUGGGGACCAGGAAAACGUUCGACAAUUUGCUAGGCUAUAGUCGGAAAACUGCUACGGAAUUCGCUAAAGAACCGUACUUCGCGAUGACCUGGCAAGCCAGUUUAACCCAUGACUUCUUCAACUACCCACAAUUAGGCGAUAACUCUUAUCACGACUUGGUAACGUAUUUGUCUAACGAACAGUUACUCAACAACACAGCACUGAUCGUAAUGAGCGACCAUGGAAUGAGAUGGGGUAGCUUUCGUGAGACCUAUCAAGGUAGAAUGGAAGACAGUCUUCCGUUCGUGUUCAUCGUGUUGCCAAGCUGGUGGAAGGAUAAGUAUCAAAUAGCCUGGGCGAAUCUUCGGAGAAAUUCACGUAGCUUGACAACAGCUUUUGACCUGCACGAAACUUUGCUGGACCUGCUAAACUCGAACAACCUCGCGGAACCAACCCUGAAAGAUCGCUUCAAACUGCUGUCGGCGGCAAAAAGUGUGCCACGCGGGAUUAGCUGGUUCCUACCGAUUCCUGACUACCGAACCUGCAGCAUGGCAGGCAUAGCUAGUCAUUGGUGCAUGUGCCAUAAUUACACCAACGUACCGCCAAACGACAAAAGUCUUGAAGACAGAGCCGUUUUUUUGGUGAAAGAACUUAACGAGAUGUUGAAGAAGUUCACGCAAUGUGCGGUUCUCAAGCUGAAAGAGGUUAGAGCCGCAGAAGCAUGGAAAGACAAAAAUGAUCGGUCUGAUCUUGUUGACUAUACGAUCACGAUACAAACGGAACCUGGUGACGCUAUAUUCCAGGGAACGGUACGAGACAGAGGUGGGAAUAAUACUAGUAAAUUGGUUGGUUCUGUCAGCAGAUUAAACGCAUACGGCAAACAGAGCGCUUGCGUUGAUGAAUUCAAUAUGAGACUGUAUUGUUACUGCCUGUAG